Molecule: messenger RNA, 1236 nt
Organism: Fusarium musae
Lineage: Eukaryota; Fungi; Ascomycota; Sordariomycetes; Hypocreales; Nectriaceae
Exons: 1
Coding region: 1-1236 (411 amino acids)
Source: RefSeq, a predicted model, not a curated record
AUGUCUGAUUCAAAGCACCAAGACGUCGACAACACCAGCAAUGGCGAGGAACAGGUCUCAACUGGCGAGAAGCACCAGAUUCAGCAUGACUCUCCUGAUGCGAAGCGCACCAAAAAAGAGGCUGGUCAGACGACUCUUGAUGAUGUAGUGGUCAUUUCGGAUGAUUCGAAGGACAAUGACAGCGCUGCGGAGAAAGAAGACGACACCAAGGCCAAGUCUGACAAGAAGGAGGAAACCAAUGGCGAAGAGCCCAAGCCGGAUGACAAGAAAGAGGCCAAUGGCAAAGACUCUGAGACCAAUGGAAAGCAGGAGACCAACGGAAAGGAUGCUGUACAGCCUUCAGAGGAGCCCGACGUCCCUUCAAGCAUCCUCGAAAAGGGCAUCAUCUACUUCUUCAUCCGUGGUCGCGUCAAUCUCGAAGACCCCGAGAGCGUCGAUGACAUUGCUCGUUCCUUCAUCAUGCUCCGACCCAUCGAAAAAGACGCUCGUCUCGGUGACGGUCCCAUUGCUGACUCCGGCAACACUCGCAUCCUCGCACUCCCCAAAAAGACGCUUCCCGAGAGUGGAAAAGAGCGCUACAUGGUAUUCGUCGAAAAGUCUGGCGUCUCGUAUGAAGAGAUUAAGAAGGAGUUCUUGUCCGCAGACGAGUAUGAAACCAAGACUGCUGGUACACGUCGUACACCGCCUGCUAAGCCUGUUGGUGAGGGCGUGUAUGCCAUUACAUCGACUGGUCGAGAGAGCCAUCUGGCUUAUUUGACGACGCUGCCUGAAAAGCUUGAGGAGGUCCAGAAGGAAUUGGGACUGAAGGAGAAGGGAAGCUUCAUCAUCAGCACCAAGAACCCACAGUAUCCAGGACCUCAGAACGCUCAAUUACCUCAGGGGCCUGACUUUCCCAAGGAGUCAGUAUCACCACCUUUUAUCGCGACAAUUGCUAACAUGGACAGAAUCAUUGAUGAGUUCCGCUCUCUGCGCUGGCUUCCCUCCAAGCCCUCCCACUUUGACUACCCCAACGCUCAAAUCCUUCUCAUCGGUGAAUCAGAUGGUAUUGAGAAGGCUGUUGAGCCUCAGAAGAAGGAUCAGAAGGAUGGAAAGGAGGAGCCUGAGACGGUGCUUGAGCAUCUUGAGGAUGACGAUGUGAAGCGCAUGAAGCAUCUUGGUGAUGACCAGUCUGCAGCUAUCUAUGCGGACUUGCACGUCCAGGCUAAGGAUUAUCCCAAGAUGCAGACGACCUUUUAA